AUGAACGCCAUCCUCUCAUGCCCAGGAGUGUUGUAUCGGCAAAGAACUGGGAGUCCGGAGACGGUUGUGAUCACCAAGGUUCUGGAGGUCUACAACCAUAUGGUGAUGACACAUUUCAAUCUUCUGGGAUUUGCAACACGGCCAGGCUUCCAGCUGCCCCUCUUCUUUGUUUUCCUGGUGAUCUACCUACUGAUACUAAUAGAGAACUUUCUUAUCAUCCUUGGCAUUCACAGUGAUGGAAAGUUGCACAAGCCCUUGUCCUUAUUCCUGAGAAACCUCUCUUUCCUGGAGAUGUGGUACAUCACAGUCAUCAGCCCCAAGGUGCAGGUAGACUUCCUCAGCCAUUACAAGACCAUUUUAUUCAAUGGGUGCAUGACUCAACUUUACUGUUUUGUGACCUUUGUCUGCACUGAGUACAUUCUCCUGGCUGUCGUGGCCUUUGACCACUAUGUAGGCAUUUGUAAUCCACUAUGCUACCAAGUUAUCAUGACCAACCGGCUUUGCGGUGCUCUGGCCAGGGGAUGCUGGUUCUGUGGACUUGUGACUGCCGCCGUGAAGAUGGUUUCCAGAGCCCGACUCCACUACCGUGGCACGCCUCAGAUCAAUCACUGCCUCCAUGAUAUCACACCACUUCUUAGUGUCUCCUGCGAGGACUCCUCACAGGCAGAGCUAGUGCACUUCCUCUUGGCCCUCAUAGUCACUGCCCUCCCCCUCUGUGCAGUGGUGGCAUCUUACACCACCAUUCUCACCACCAUCCUCAGGAUCCCUUCUGCUCAGGGCCACCAAAAAGCGUUUUCCACCUGUGCCUCUCACCUGGCAGCUGUAAUGCUCUUCUACUCCAUGACCCUUGUCACCUAUACCUGCCAAAAGUUUAUGUAUGCCUACAAUCCCAAUAAAGCAGUGUCUGUGCUCUACCCCGUCCUCGUCCCACUUCUCAACCCCAUCAUCUACUCUCUGAGGAACUGGGAAGUAAAGGCAGCCCCCAAGAAGAACGUGCUUUGA
Manis pentadactyla (Chinese pangolin) is the source of this 1002-nucleotide messenger RNA. RefSeq names its product olfactory receptor 6Y1-like. Gene Ontology annotation, biological process: G protein-coupled receptor signaling pathway. Gene Ontology annotation, cellular component: membrane. NCBI's taxonomy places the organism in Eukaryota, Metazoa, Chordata, Mammalia, Pholidota, Manidae. Gene Ontology annotation, molecular function: G protein-coupled receptor activity; olfactory receptor activity. The record is from RefSeq and is a predicted model, not a curated record. The transcript is spliced from 2 exons. Bases 1 to 1002 code for a protein of 333 amino acids.